AUGCAAAACACCCCACCGCCUCAGCUAUCAAGAACACCGGGUCGGCGUUGGUCGCCCCUCAAGGUUGGGGCUGGCUUGGCGGCGGCCGUCGGGACUGGUGCACUGGUGCACCUCCACCAGCCCUGCUACAUUUCAGCGACAUAUCACUCCCGUUCGUCCAACCCGCCACUACCACCUGCACCUCGGCCCAGCAUCCUCUCCCUUACCACCGUCGAACGCCCAGCCGCGCCUGCUCGCUCCUGCCUCAAAGUCCCGUGUGAGAGAGCUUCGCACGUCGCGAAGUGGUUAAACACGCGCUGUUUGACUUGGUCUGGAGCGAUGUCGACUGAGAGGAGGUCACAAGCAUAUCGAUGGAGAGCGGAUGUAAAGGAAAGGGGUGAGGGCGAGGCCCAGGCGGUGAGGAAGUUGGAAAGGCCGCGCCGAAGAUCGGAAAGCCGAAUAUAG
Messenger RNA from Peniophora sp. CBMAI 1063, 444 nucleotides. Lineage: Eukaryota; Fungi; Basidiomycota; Agaricomycetes; Russulales; Peniophoraceae. The record is from the annotation of a GenBank genome assembly.